This is a messenger RNA of Serpula lacrymans var. lacrymans S7.9, 981 nucleotides long. RefSeq lists its product as uncharacterized. Gene Ontology annotation, molecular function: dihydroorotate dehydrogenase activity. The coding region runs from base 1 to 981 and encodes 326 amino acids. The transcript has 2 exons. NCBI's taxonomy places the organism in Eukaryota, Fungi, Basidiomycota, Agaricomycetes, Boletales, Serpulaceae. The record is from RefSeq and is a predicted model, not a curated record. Gene Ontology annotation, cellular component: cytoplasm. Gene Ontology annotation, biological process: 'de novo' pyrimidine nucleobase biosynthetic process; UMP biosynthetic process.
AUGGUUCAGCUUCGCCACCUAGACGUCUCUCCCCCGCUCAUAAAUUCCUCAUGCGCUUGGGCAUCAGACUUGGAUCAGCUCCUGGGGCUAUUCCAGUCGCCGUAUACAGGAGCAGUGACCACCCGUACAGCAACGCUACAUGGUUUCGCGGAAGAUUCUUCUCACACCGUCGCGUUCUUGAAAGAUAGUCUCUCGUCCCUGAAUUCCUAUGGGUACUCUCCGUAUCCAUUGGCUACUUAUCUCGGCUGGGUCGAAUCAAUUAUCAGUCAGGACAAAAGUUCUCACAAACCCUUCAUCAUCAGCAUUACCUCCUAUUCUCCCGCUGAUUUCUCAUCUAUGCUCGAUGCUAUACAACGUCUCCGUACAAAAUCGCCUCUCAUGAGAUCCCGAAUUGGAGUCGAGCUGAACACAAGUUGUCCCAAUAUCAAAGGGUCUCCACCCCCAUCCUACCAAUUCUCAAGUCUAGUGCCUCUGCUCGAUGUUCUGGCACGUCAUUUCUGGGAAGAUCAGACGCUUACCAUUGGCCUGAAACUGCCGCCUUACGUCGCAUCCUCGCAAUUCGUGGAGGUAGUACAGGGUAUUUCUGGUUUUACGCGCACGGAUGAAGAGACUGGGAAAGCUCAGAACCCAUUCGCGUUCUUCACAUGCACGAACACCCUCGGAUGCAGCUUGGCAUUCGCAGAGCAAUCUCGAGAGAUUGUCGACUACGAGAGUCAGUUUGCUGUGCCGCCAGGGCUAGGGGGGCUUGCGGGGGAGGCCAUCCAUUCGCUCUCGCUCGGAAACGUCUUCUCGUUUUCGCGCCUGCUCGCAGAGUCGCCCGAUGCUGCUAUGCGCGAUAUCGUCAUCAUUGGUGUCGGAGGAGUGACGUCCCCUGAGGCAGCUGAGCGUAUGCGACGAGCAGGGGCGAAGAUUGUAGGCUGUGCUACUCUAUUAGGCCAGCAGGGCGUCGUGGCGUUUGAGCACUUGACCGAAAAAUCCUGA